UGUCCAAUGUCCGUAUUCCCAUCCAGUGGUGCUGCCCAUAUGCUCAAAAGCACAUCAAGCAAGCUCCAUUUACUUUGAAACACACUGUCAAGCGAUCAUCGUAUUCAUGGACAAAAAUCCUUUGGUUUUUCACUCUUUUUGGUCUACUUGACCGUUCACAAGUCUACGCCUUGCCUGGCACAUCACAUGCAUUGGUUCCGGGAACUUCCCUUGACAACUUCCGACAAGAACAACUCAUUCGGACAUCAAUCGAAAACAUAACUCAAUUGAAUUUGGCAAGCUUCAGUGCAUUGCCUACUGAUUCCAACUUGUCGUCUUUCCAACCAGAACACAUUUGGAACCAGCCAUUCUGCUUCAUUGCUGACACCGACAGUUUGGAAUGGCUUUUUGACUCUGGGGCCAACAGAUUCAUUGUAAGACACUCUACCAUGCUUACCAACUUACGGCCGUUCAAAGGAGGAAUCAAAGGAAUCAAUGGAUCUCCAACAAACAUUACUGGAAUUGGAAAAUUGUCACUGCCAAUACCCGGCACCACCGAUCAAAUUGAAGUAGAUGCCGUGGUUGUACUGACGUCUCCAUUCAAUAUCAUGCCACCUCAACUGGUAUACAAGGCAAUGAAAUCUGCUGGUUGGGAACCAGAAUGGCCCCGCCACAACAACACCGAGUACAAGUUUGCAUUCACAGCACCAAGCCAAAAGGAACAACAUGAAAUCAAUGUGAAGAUCGACGGCAGAGACUUGUUUGUAUUUCGAUCAGAGCCUGGUUACAAGAAUUUUUGCAUGAGUGCCAGUACUGAUGAAUGCAAUCCUUCUACCAAAUGUGGAUGUGAUCACAACUGGCAUGCGUACUCAGGAACGACUCACUUCAAGUCCAAAGCCACAAUUGUUUCUAUCAAUUCAGAUUCUGAGGGAGCUCCAAUGACGGCAUCUGAGGGAGCUCCGCCAAGUCCAAGUUUGGUAGCUGAAGGAGACUCAUCGGCAAACGAGGGAGCCUCCACUGAAGGAAACUCAUUGGCAAUCAAGGGAGCCUCAACAAAGCAGCCAGACAUACAGCCUCGACAAGUCACCUUUGAGGACCCCAACAUCGCAGAAGGAGCGAAAACCUUUGAUCCUGAUAUUGCCAUGACUGUUCAUCCUCCAUGA
Cylindrotheca closterium is the source of this 1142-nucleotide messenger RNA. NCBI's taxonomy places the organism in Eukaryota, Bacillariophyta, Bacillariophyceae, Bacillariales, Bacillariaceae. The record is from the annotation of a GenBank genome assembly.